CCGAUCAUGUUUGAUCGAUGGUUAUGAGUUUACGACUUACGAAAUACAGACGCGUAUAACGUAACGAUGAUAUUAUGCCAGAAUAUAUUGUAUUGAAUUUGUUACAACGAGAGAUUCCGAGACGUUCGUCCGUUAGAUAGGUACAUCAUAGACUAUAGUGGUAGAUGUUCUGCGUGAUAUCAGUAUAUAGGAAAAUAGGUACGUAAUUUCGCAGCAAUUGCCAUCACACACCAUGUUAUGGGGUUCGAGCCCGUGUCUUGAUCUGGCCGUGUACGACGAAGUCGGCGACGGAAACUUAAACAUAUUAAUCGUGAGCGCCGGCGACACUCGCCACUUGCUACAAACGCUGGCCAAACGGUACAAACAUUCGUAUGCGAAAAUUCGUAUCUAUGUAUACGAACCGGUUGUCGACAUGUACGCCAGACACAUACAGCAAAUAGCGUUGGCUCUUGAGCCGGUCGAUCGGAUGAGCUUACAAUACAAGGUACGUACUUGGAUGGAACUUUAUGGUAAUAGCCUUGUAAAGCCCAGUACAAACAGUUAUCUAAUCAAAAAAUCAGCUCAACUUAUAGAUAUCAUUACUGAUGAAACAGCUAGACAGCAUUGUUUGCCCAUUAUUCAACUGGAUGCACUUAAAUAUAAAGAAAGGGACACUAUUGAAAAUAUAUUUAAAUAUUGGAAAAAUAAUAAUGGUUUCAACAUAACAAUGAUGUGGGAUAAGAGAGUACGAAAUUAUUUGGGUACAAGGUAUGAUCACCGAAACAAUGUGUUUGACUGGGAUUUACACAUGACUCUUCAUUAUAUUGAUGGAGGUAACCGAAUCACAAAUCAAGAGUACACAUAUUGGCGGAACACUGGUGUAGCUUACACAUUUUUGGAGACUGAUUGCACUGAACCAAAUUAUACAUUUGCUUUAGCCCUAUUGAAAGAUGGAGACAAAAUAACUGCAAUGGACUAUUUUGGUGACAUUAUAAAUGGUCCUUUUCCAUCAUUUGGUUUAGACUGUGAAGAUGAUGAUAUGUUGAAGAUGGGUAACAUGCAACCACUUAAACGUUCCGUAGAUUUGACUGAAAGAAAUUUAACAAGAAUGUUCUAUGAAAUAGAAAAUCAAAAGCCAUACAAGCACAAAGGUAAAACUGAUAAUCUAGGAGUUAUUAUAACUGAACUGCCGAAUGUGAAAAUCCAAGAAGUACAAACUUCAUCACCUCAAGAUAAAGUUAUGUCUGAACAUUACUCCAGUAUUAAUGUUAAUGAUGUAGAAAUCCACUUUAUUCCUCGCACAGCUAUGGAAGAUUACCCUACAUUUGAUAGAUAUAAGAAUUUUUUUGAUGUAAUGUAUUGUGGUCAUAUGUAUUUCGAAAAAAUGAACUUUCAUAUAACAUCUAUGAUUAAAGAUGGAGGCGUAGUUUUAAUGGAAACUCGAAAAUUUAUUGUGAACUAUAAGCAAAAACAACACGAUGAAUUCAAACAGAAAUUAAUAGAUUUAAUGAAAAAUUGUAAAUGUAUGUCGUCAGAGGAUAUUGAUGUAGUUAAGAAUGCUGUAAUUAAAUUUAAUAAACAGCAUUGAGUAAUAAUAA
Rhopalosiphum padi (bird cherry-oat aphid) is the source of this 1577-nucleotide messenger RNA. It is a transcript of the gene Dnaaf3, whose product is annotated as dynein axonemal assembly factor 3 homolog. Lineage: Eukaryota; Metazoa; Arthropoda; Insecta; Hemiptera; Aphididae. Bases 233 to 1567 code for a protein of 444 amino acids. The transcript has 2 exons. Gene Ontology annotation, biological process: motile cilium assembly; axonemal dynein complex assembly. The record is from RefSeq and is a predicted model, not a curated record.